Molecule: messenger RNA, 652 nt
Organism: Photinus pyralis (common eastern firefly)
Lineage: Eukaryota; Metazoa; Arthropoda; Insecta; Coleoptera; Lampyridae
Exons: 2
Coding region: 106-543 (145 amino acids)
Molecular function (GO): odorant binding
Source: RefSeq, a predicted model, not a curated record
CUUUUGAUAAUCGGGGAAAAAGGUCAAGUGAUUAACGUGAUAACUUCUACGAUAGGAGUUGUUUGUAUAAAUAUCUACAAAUAAGCGAUCAAGACAUCAACCAAGAUGAAGGCUUUCUUACGUUUUGCAUUAUAUUGGUGCGUCACUCAGGUGCUCUCUGCGGAAUUCCCCGAAGAGCUUUUGGAAGAACACGAUUAUGAAUGUUUUAAAAAGCUAAACCUCGAUAAAAACACAUUCUCGUCAUACUUCGACGAUAGGUUAAGGUUGGUCCAUCUGGACGAGACCGGAAUUAAACUUUUAGAAUGCGUACUUAAGGACGGCAACUACUUCACCCCCGAGGGUAAACUCAACAAAGAGCUGAUGGUCAAAAGGAUAGCGAAAUGGCUCAAAUUUAUGGUUAAGUGUGAUCCUGAAGGAAAGGACUGGGCAGCUUUGGCUGCGGAAUUUUAUGAACACUGUGACAAGAUAAAAGGUGACAACGGAGUGGAACUGACGAAAAAAUGGAAUAAGUGUCUUACAGACAAAGCUGAUACUAUCGAAUAAUAAUAACAAUUAAGUUACUCAAUGUUAUUGUUUCUUUGAAUAAUGUUUAAUGAUUAUAUUUUUGUACUAUUAACUUUAGUUUACAAUAAACAACAAUACAUUACUAAAA